GCAAGAAUGACACCAGCGCUUCCUCGCAUCCAGACAGCCUGAGCAUUAGGACACAUUUGCCUCAUUGCUAUCUUUAAAAGCCUGCACCAUGGCUCCUCUGAAGGCUCCUCCACGGACCCAAUUGCUCCUCGCAGUUUUUACGUUCAGUGCACUGUGGGGGUUUGUGCUUGCCAUCACCCGCUACUCCAUUCCGGAGGAGAUGGAAGAAGGUUCCUUUGUUGCAAACCUGGCCACCGAUUUGGGUCUGGAUGUGCGCAGCAUGGUGGAACGGCAAGCAAAGCUGGAUGUCAUUCACAGCAAGAAUUACCUCGACAUCAACAAAGAAACCGGGGAUCUGAUCAUCCGCGAGAAGAUCGACCGGGAAAGCAUCUGCAUGACAAAAACAACCUCAUGCUUUCUGAAAAUGGAUGUCAUACUAGAAAACCCCAUUCGUAUUUUCAACAUCGAACUGGAAAUCAUGGACAUCAAUGACAACGCUCCAGUGUUUCGGAGGAAGACCAUUUAUUUGGAUGUUUCCGAGGCAACCCUUCCCGGUGAGAGAUUCUCAUUAACAAAUGCUGUCGAUGCAGAUGUUGGAGCUAAUUCAAUAAAGACUUACUAUUUAAGCAAGAGCAAAUACUUUAGCAUUGACAUUCAAACUGGCAGUGACGGCUCCAAAUAUGUCGAUUUGGUUCUGAAUGGCAAUUUGGACCGGGAGGCAGGUGAAGUGCAUGAUCUAAUUUUAACCGCUGUGGAUGGAGGGGUUCCUCCCCGCUCGGGUACAGCCAGUAUCAUUAUUAAUGUGCUGGAUAUCAAUGACAACGCCCCCUUGUUCAGUCAACCCGUAUUUGAAGUCAAUGUUUCAGAAAACACUGUUGCAGGGACUGUGGUUAUGACCUUAAAUGCAACAGAUUUAGAUGAAGGCACAAACGCCCAGUUGUUGUAUUCGUACACGCUUUACACUUCUGAGAAGACACAGGAGCUCUUCUCACUUGACCCAAAUUCCGGCGAGAUCAAAGUAAAGGGCGUGAUCGAUUUUGAAGAGAGUCAGAAUUUUGAGAUGCACAUCCAAGCCCAGGACAGAGGGGCGACCCAGCUGUCAGGGCAGUGUAAGGUGAUGGUGUCCAUCACGGAUUUGAACGACAACUAUCCUGAGCUGACCAUCAAGUCUCUAAAAAGCGCUGUGACGGAGAAUGCCGCUGUGGGGAUGCUGAUCGCGGUGGUAAGCGUCCAGGACAGGGACUCCGGCCGCAACGGGCAAGUGGAGCUCACUUUAAGUCAGCAGGAAAUCCUCCCCUUCACCCUGAAUCAAUCCUCAGAGGGUUACUUUGAGCUACUGAUUUCAAAGCCACUGGAUAGGGAGAUACAGAGUAAAUAUGAAAUAACACUGAGAGUGUCGGAUAAAGGGUCGCCGCCACUGACUGAAAGCGAGACCUUCACUUUAGAGAUCCAUGAUAUCAAUGACAAUGCACCCACAUUCCCUCAGUCCUUCUACACCAUCCACGUCAUGGAGAAUAAUCUGCCAGGGGCCCUGCUGACAUCUCUGAGCGCGUUUGACCCGGAUCUGAAUGAGAACCAGUACUUGGUGUAUUUCAUAAUGGAGAAGGAGAUAGUGAACACAUCCGUGUCAAUGCUGUUCUCCAUCAAUCCAGAGAAUGGAGACCUUUAUGCGUUGAAGACAUUUGACUAUGAAAGAGAGCGGGAAUAUCUUUUCCAUAUUGAGGCCAGGGACUCAGGUGUUCCUCCAUUGAGCAGUAAUGUGACGGUUCACAUCAUCAUUCUGGACCAAAAUGACAACACCCCUGUCAUAGUGUCGCCAUGGCGGGCACAGGGGUCUGUUGUCGAAGAGGUUAUACCAAGGUCUACAGAUAAGGGACAUUUAGUAGCGAAAGUGAUUGCCAUCGAUGCAGACUCCGAGCAAAACGCCAGGGUCACUUAUCAGCUCUUGCAAAUCACUGACACAAGCCUCUUCAGUCUCGAUCAAUACAACGGCGAGAUUCGGACCACAAGAAUGUUCAGCUACAGAGACCCCCGGCAACAGCGUCUAGUCAUCGUCGCGAAAGACAACGGCGACCCUGCUCUAUCAGCCACGGUCACCAUUAAAAUAUCCACAGUGGAAAAUGCAAUGGCCUUUUCAGAGACGACAGAGUUGCCACUAGAGUAUGACGUCUUCACGGACCUGAACUUGUAUUUAGUCAUCGGUUUAGGGGCUGUUUCCUUCUUGCUGCUUAUCACCAUCUUAGUUAUUAUUGUGCUCAAGUGUCAAAAACCAAAGCCAAAAGCCAUCAAGAUACCUCCAGUUAAUAGGAACAGUGUGAUCAGCAGGAAUAGUGUGAUCAGCCAGAGGAGCUCCACAAUUGCUGACUCCACCUUGAUCUCCAGCGAUGCCUACUGGUACAGUCUGUUCCUCGCAGAGACCAGGAAAGGCAAAGUCGUCGUAAGACAGCCCAUAAUACCCAAAGGAGCCGGCUACUUUGUGUCCAGUAUACCCAGGAGCAUAGGGCCAAGUGAGACCACGGAGUCCAGAGCAUCCACACUGGAGUACUCAAAAUGAAAGGAAGUCCAAUCUACAACUGGAGCAGGCAACCAGAAGAAAACUGCCGUGAUGUAAUCAUCUCUUCCUGGAACUCUUGGGCUCUUAUACAAAAUGUUCCUUCAGUCCCUCCAAGCCAACUCUUCUGUCCUCAAACUAUCCAAAUAUCAGCCAUUAAUCAUCACAGAUCCUAUCUUUCCGGCAUGAAUCUGCAUGAUUCUAAAACAUACUUGAUUUGGACAAAGAGGUGGAAUUUUGAAUAUUAUGGAGAUGUAGCCCCAUGCAUUUUUCCUUUUUUGCAGGUUCUCUUUAUUAAAGCUGAAACAUUUAGUAGUGCUAAAUACAAAACAUGCCUAAUCAAUAUGAGUCCGGGUCAACUUAAUUCUUCAGUACAACUGAAUUGUAGCUGAUCAUCUCAAUCAUCCAGGCUUCAAAUACUAUAUUUUAUUUUUUUUCUGGCAAUUUGAUAUCUCAUAUUGUACUCCUCUGUCACAAAUGUGUAAAAAUGCAAGAAAAAACAAUGGAAGAACAUUUUUAUACAAUGUUUUGUAGGAGGAGCUCGUUGCGAUGGCGGGGGGAAUAAAAGCUCUGGUGGGCUUUGUGUGUCUGUAAUAUACUUGGUAAUAUUUUGAAUACUUCAAAAAUAUCAAGUGUUUGGCAUAUGUGCUGUUAAAAAUAACGUUUGGGGACAGAACCUCCAUGGCGUUGGUAAUGAUUUAUUCCUAAGGUACUUGGAAUGAGUGAUGACGGUGCUCUAACAGAAUGUUGGAUGAGAGGAACGAUGACAUUACGGACUGCAAUGAGGUCAAAGUGGAUUCAAAAACCAUAGCACCACUUAAAAAAAUGUUACAUAAAAAGCAGUCCAUCUUUUUCCUAUUGAUCAAAUAAGCUGGCAAUAAAAAUAUUUUAAUGAUACAUCUAUCAAUUUAUGUCAACAAGAGUUUUCAAAUGUAUUAAUCUUGGUCAUGAAUGAAUGAAAGUCAAGGCGAGGUAGAUUCAUUUUCCACACUCUUUUAUAGGUAUUAUGUCUUAAAUUGUAAUGCUGCUUCCGUGAGCUUCUUCAAGGGCAUUUUGUGUUGCAUAUGUGUAGUAUGGUGGAUUUGAUGUUUUGGUAUACUGUAGUUUUAAAAAAGAAACAAUACUUUUCUCUUACUUUUUGACCUCUGAGGUGGCAAGGCUUUUGACAGUUCUCCGAAACAAGGGGCUGAAUAAAGCAAAUCAUUUGGGUGCUAAGUGAUCAACUCUAAUAACUUGAAGUAUUUUAUCAAGAGAACAUAGGUAUGAAGAUAAAAAAAAACAACUGUACAAUAUGCACAAACGGUUAAGAGCAUUCUCCAAAGCAACGCAAUCAAGAGACUGUCAGCAAAAUCUGUUUUACUCCUUUUGCUUGGUAUUUAUGUGACACUUAUACAUGUUUAUAGUAUUGGUCGGUAAGACUACUGAUGUUGGGAGGGAUCUUUUACUUUGCAUUUGUGCGUUCAAUUUCUAAACCAGUCAAUUUCUAAAGUGCACGUCAUUGCACAUCCGAUAAGCUCUUUGCGUGCCUUCUGCAUUGUAAAAAGAUAUGUAUGUGACUUUUAAAGAAUGAACUUAUGGCAUUUUGAGCUGUAUUGUACAUCAACGUCCUCAGACAAGAAUUUAGUAGGAAAUCCAAUGAAAUGUUAGACAUUAUAUUUCAUCAUUGUGCAGCAAGCACAUGCCAAUACUGUGAACAUUUAACAAAACAAAAAAUGUAAUGAUUAUAUUUUAGUAUGGUUUUGGACAUUUUGAAUAACAAAUCAUAAUGACAAGUACAGUCGUGCUUCAACUGACAAGCUUAAUUGGUUGUGUGACAGACCUCUCCUGUUGUUUUUCUUAGCUGAGGUCUUUAUCAUUAUGAAUGGCAUGCAUUCAAAUAAAGAAUGACUCAUUGCUACUUUUGUUUAUAUACAGUAAUACCUCAACUUACAACCUAAAUUGGUUCUGUGACGGAGCCUUUAACUCAAAACACUUCAAUUUCCAAUCCUCUCCGAUUGAAAUGAAUAGGCAUCAAUCUAAUUGGUGCAAAAACAGCACAAUUCUAACAUGGAGCGUAUCCCAGCUGCACUCAGGCAGAAGGCGGGGUACACCUCUGUGCCUUUUUAAAAAUAAAAAUACAACUUUUAGAUAAGAAAUACUGUAUAACAAAUAAUACAAUUGAAUGUACUACUAACAACUACAGUAGUUUUAUAGAGUAAUGUAAUAAUAAAAUACAUCAUUUCUCUUGGAGACUGGACUUUUACUGUAUCUCCUUCCAGCUGCUUCUCCGUCAAACACACCAUCAGCCGCCUUUCCAUAUUUUAAUGGAUACAUUUCCAACGUUUGGAUAUUAUUUUAACAUUCUUUGCUGGCGUUAGACUCAUUCUGCUUCAGUAUGGCGCAGACUAGCAGUGAUAUGCUAGAAUUGGUUUGCCGAGAUUUUCUCAUGACAAUUUAUUUCUUUAAUUCAUGCACCAUCAUCCUCUUCUUCUUCUCAGCACUGUCCUUCACACUCACUUUCCUCCUUUCUAUGAUUGGAAAACCAAAAUGUGUCUAUCUCUAGCGAAAAGAUAAUGCUGGUGAAACAGAUUGAACGUUUUGGGCGGAUCUUACGGGGUUCACUGUGAUAUUUGCAGCACUAACUAGUGGCGGAGAUGCUUGUAACUCAAUUUUUUGCUAACAACUUAAAGCAAUACAAUUAGACGACCAACAGCUCUUAUCUCAAAACACUCUUAAGUUGAAGUACCACUGUAUUUUAUUGAUCACUUCUUCUGUUAUUCUUGUUUUUUCCUAAAAAUAUGUUUUUUUGCUCAAAAAGUGGUUAAUACUCAGCGUUGUGGUCGCAGUGAUCGUACUUCGAAUCAUGGUUGGGCACCAAUUGAUGUAAACUACCCGGGUUUUCUUGGUUGAAAAGCCAAGGAUCGAGUCAACAAAAUAUUGAUUUAUUUAAAUCAUGCGUCAAAAUAAAUUCAGAAUAAGGGUCAAAUGGUACAAAAAACUAAGUUGGGGCACUCUUAAGCUGAGGUACCAAUGUAUUUUGCAUUGUGCAUAAUCCUACUAAAUUCUUGUGGGAACCGGCGCCAGAAAAUGAUGGUUAUCCUAUGACGAACUACUACAAUGUAUAAUCAAACAACACAGACGUUGAAAGAUAAUGACUCAGCUUUUUGUUUUCCAAAACCAGUAGAUGCAUUUAGUGUACAUGGAACCACUUUUUACCUUGUGUUUUUUUAUGAAGUAGACUUUUUGAUAUCUUCUGUAACUUCACUGUGAUCAAAUGGCACAGGGGGUGCUUGUUCUUGCUUAGUGUCAUCAUCACCUCGUGUCAAUUUUUUUCCACCAUCAGAUUGUACAGUAUGCUUGAGGAUGACGUCACAUGCGGUCCACUCCCAUCCCAUUUACAGUAGUAGAUCAAAGACCGUAUGGGAGAGAAUGGCCUUGCUUUCUUUUCAAGUCCAGUUAAUUGUCCAAUUUUGAUGUCGCUUAUUUGGCUUUAAUGUUCUGCUUGAUCAUGAUAGUUUGAAUAAAGAUUUUUUAAAUCGG
Messenger RNA from Entelurus aequoreus (snake pipefish), 6049 nucleotides. Its product is annotated as protocadherin alpha-C2-like. The record is from RefSeq and is a predicted model, not a curated record. Bases 89 to 2533 code for a protein of 814 amino acids. Gene Ontology annotation, biological process: homophilic cell-cell adhesion. The transcript has 3 exons. Gene Ontology annotation, cellular component: plasma membrane. NCBI's taxonomy places the organism in Eukaryota, Metazoa, Chordata, Actinopteri, Syngnathiformes, Syngnathidae. Gene Ontology annotation, molecular function: calcium ion binding.